CUAGAGCAUGACCCCUUGACCUCUGUAUAGGCGCCCACCAGCCAAACGGACCAAUUACAUCAAACAUGGCUGCCUGGCUCCGUUCCGUUGUCCCUGGCAACAGCUGGUCGAGGAGUGGGAGCUGAUCGUGAAGGAGGAAGGAGGAGGAGGGGGAGGGGAGGAGGCAGUCGUACCAAUGGAACAGGAAGUGACACCACCACAGAGUAACUUCACAGUCUUGAGGAAUAGGAAGUCUCUAAGGCAGCUGUCCGCUUGGUGUCGCCCCACAUCCUCUAAAUGUCAGAGGGCACGUAACCUCGGAUCAACACCACAACUCAACCGUAACGUUGCAGCGUCUCUCCUCUCAGCACACGGUGGCAGCAGCCUGGUGUGGAUCCGUCUCUCCCUCGUCACCAAGGGCCAACCGGAGCAGCACGCCCUGGUGUGUGUCCCCACCGCAGAGGACCUCCAGCUGGUACGUAAGGAGCCGGGCUGCACAGGGCCCCAGGAGCCGCUACACACUGACCACUUCAAGAGCCGCGUCAAACGGCCACGCAAGAAGGACCACAACAAACCUGGAACCUCCUCUUCCUCCGCCAAGCAGUCUGACCCUGCCUCAGUCCCUGGUGUCAACCCUGGUCCUGAUCCUAGCUCCUCCUCCAGCCUCACCAACCCCUAUACCUCAGUCGCUAGUGUCAACCCUGAUCCUAGCUCCUCCUCCAGCCUCACCAACCCCUGUACCUCAGCCCUGACUCUGGGUCUCUGGCCGGAGCCCCUUCCCAGCGUCACCUCCCACUGCUCCAGGGUGACUCUGGGCUGGGUGACCCAGGGGGACUUCUCCCUGUCGGCUGGCUGUGGAGAGGCUCUGGGGCUCCUCAGCCUUACUGGUCUCCUACACACCCUGCUCAGACAGCCUGAUGGCCAGAGAGGACUGGUGCUGCUACGGAACCCCGGAUCACUGCAAUACCGUUUCGCUAAGAUCAACAUAGAGGUCUGAGGAGUACUGUAGGUUCAAUCCCACAUCGCUAAGAUCAACAUAGAGGUCUGAGGAGUACUGCAGGUUCAAUCCCACAUCACAACAGUGCCGCUUCUGUUAGGGGUACUAGAUAUGAAAUAAAACACUGUGCCUAGUGCGAGUCCCUUCACCCCGACCCCUGUUAGGGGUACUAGAUAUUAAAUGCCUGGCAUGCACACACAACAUUACCCACAUUGUUUGAGUGGAAUAACUUUUUAUUGAUAAUAAUUCCCUGUAAGGUUUUCUGGGAGUUUUUCAUUUGAGUUGAAAUGAGUCAAAAAAAAAAAAAAAAAAAAAUGUUCAAUAUUGUUUUCACGGAAGGGACUGCCUUCAGAUUGUCACUGGGUGUGUACUGGUUCUGUAGAGAAGACACCAGUCAUUCUUUGGUUUGCCUGAUUCCCAUCUUUGUUUGGAUUUGAGAGCUGUAGUUGAAGUGGUUGACAAUAAAAAUCCCUCUACUCCAA
Messenger RNA from Oncorhynchus tshawytscha (Chinook salmon), 1458 nucleotides. RefSeq names its product ribonucleases P/MRP protein subunit POP1-like. Gene Ontology annotation, cellular component: ribonuclease MRP complex; nucleolar ribonuclease P complex. The coding region runs from base 176 to 976 and encodes 266 amino acids. The transcript is spliced from 3 exons. Gene Ontology annotation, biological process: tRNA 5'-leader removal. Lineage: Eukaryota; Metazoa; Chordata; Actinopteri; Salmoniformes; Salmonidae. The record is from RefSeq and is a predicted model, not a curated record.